AAAAAAGCGAACCCACCUAAUAAAUUUUGAAGUGUGCAACCAACGCGUAUAUUGAAAUAAAACCAAAAAAACCCAAACUAUAAAUAAGCUUCCGAAAAAAGUCAAUAAUAACCAACCAUUGUCGUCUUACAAUUCCACCAUUAUCGUGGAUUCCGUCAAUAAAUAAAUAAAAUUGCCUAAUAUUAGCACACCAUUCAACAAUAUUUUUUAAAUAUCAAACCCAUUCCAAUUCUGUCACCUGCUCCAAAUCUCAAUAACGAAUCUGAGUUUCGGAGCUCUCAAAAAUUGUCUUUCAAUGGCGGUUGCGAGUGGCUUUGCGACGUCGUUUGCAGUUGCGGAGUCAGGUGGCAGUUUCAAUUGUGAUUAUUUAACUUCUACGUCUUCUUCUUCCACUUCUUCCCUGGAUUGUUUUCGCCGUCAAGUUAGAACAAUUAAGCCGUUAGUAUAUCGGAAGAGAUCGUAUUCGUUGAGCCCUAAAUGUGAAGUAUCGUCAAACGCUUUGAAAAAUGGCGAUAAGGAAACUAGAAAAUCGAGUCUUUCAGCUUUGGAGCUUCUCAAAACAUCCGCUGCUGAUCGAUAUACAAAGAAGAGUAGCAGCAUCAUGGUUAUUGGACUUAACAUUCACACAGCACCAGUUGAAGUGCGGGAGAAAGUUUCUAUCCCAGAAGCACAAUGGCCUCAAGCAAUUCGUGAAUUAUGUUCCUUGAAUCAUAUAGAAGAAGCUGCAGUAUUGAGUACUUGUAACAGAAUUGAAAUAUAUGUUCUAGCGCUUGCCCAAAAUCGUGGAAUUAAAGAAGUGACUGAAUGGAUGUCUAAGUUUAGUGGAGUUCCAGUUACAGAGCUCUGCCAACACCGGUUUUUACUAUACAAUCAAGAUGCCACACAACAUCUGUUUGAAGUAGCUGCUGGACUAGAUUCCCUAGUCCUGGGAGAAGGUCAAAUUCUUGCACAGGUCAAGCAGGUUGUUAAGAAUGGACAGGGGGUUCCUGGCUUUGGUAGGAAAAUAGGUGACCUAUUUAAGCAUGCAAUCACAGCUGGUAAGAGGGUUAGAACUGAGACCAAUAUCUCCAGCGGAACAGUAUCAGUCAGUUCAGCAGCAGUGGAGCUUGCUCUGCUGAAACUUCCAGAGUAUUCUUCUUCUACGGCCCGCAUAUUAGUUGUUGGAGCUGGCAAGAUGGGAAAACUUGUGAUCAAACAUUUGGUUGCUAAAGGGUGUAAAAAGAUGGUUGUCAUUAACAGGACAGAGGACAGAGUUGCUGCCAUCCGUGAGGAGUUGACAGAUGCUGAUAUAAUAUACAAACCUUUCUCAGAGAUGUUAGCAUGCGCUGCUCAGGCUGAUGUAAUAUUCACCUGCACUGCUUCGGAAGCUCCUUUAUUCAUAAAGGAGAGUGUUCAAGCUCUCCCUUCUGUGAACUCUGAAGAUGGGGGCCGGAGGCUAUUUAUUGAUAUUUCUGUUCCUCGGAAUGUGGAGCCUAGUGUCUCAGAACUUGAAGGUGCAUGUGUUUACAAUGUGGACGAUCUUAAAGAGGUUGUGGAAGCUAAUAAAGAGGAUCGGUUGCGGAAGAAAAUGGAAGCUGAGGCCAUCAUUGCUGAGGAAGUAAAACAAUUUGAAGCACUUAAAGACUCCCUUGAGACCGUUCCAACUAUCAAAAAGCUCAGGGCAUAUGCUGAAAGAAUUAGGGCUGCUGAGGUUGACAAGUGUUUGUCUAAGAUGGGUGAUGAUCUGCCCAAAAACAAGAAGAAGGCUAUCUAUGAUCUCAGUCUAGGGAUAGUAAACAAGCUGCUACAUGGACCAAUGCAGCAUCUGAAAUGCGAUGGAAAUGAAAACCGGACUUUGAAUGAGAUACUUGAAAACAUGCAUGCCCUUAACAGAAUAUUUGGUCUUGAUACAGAGAUAUCUGUAUUGGAAGAGAAGUUACGAGCCAAGAUAGAACAAAAUCAAAAACAAUCUUCUUAAGGUUCUUUUGUCAUUCAGAAAUUUCUAAUUAUUUCCCCCUGUGAAAGGUCAAUUACUUUCACCAGAGUUCAGUCAGAAAUGAUCAUUGUUUCAGAUCCGUGUUCUGGCAAUUUACUGGUUUUUAACUGUAUCAAAUUACUCAGGACAUGAUGAAAUUCUUUUUUAGGCCAUACGCAGCCAACAUUACACUUGGAAUUCCCUCAGAUUGCGGGAAAAUCUUUCAUAGUUGCAGUUGUAUUUGUAACAUUUAUUUGUUCCAGAAGAGUAUAUAGCCAUUUGUUCAAUCCA
Molecule: messenger RNA, 2245 nt
Organism: Capsicum annuum
Lineage: Eukaryota; Viridiplantae; Streptophyta; Magnoliopsida; Solanales; Solanaceae
Product: glutamyl-tRNA reductase 1, chloroplastic
Exons: 3
Coding region: 296-1957 (553 amino acids)
Biological process (GO): tetrapyrrole biosynthetic process
Molecular function (GO): NADP binding; glutamyl-tRNA reductase (NADP+) activity
Source: RefSeq, a predicted model, not a curated record